CUAUAUAUCAUCCCGGUGUUUUAUUUUGAAGGGCCUGCAUUUUUUUAUUAUUGAUUUUGAGAAUUCCCUAAUUUACUUAUAUUUUUGCAAAAUUUUAAAUUGUUUUGUGCUGCUUACCAAGAUGAGCAACUACCGUGGCAUGGGAGGUGGAGGAUACCCGUAUCGUAAGCCAAAGACAUCUAGCCCAGGCAACAAUAUGAAUGCAGUCCCGCCGCCACCGAUGUUAAGCGGUGGCUACCGUGGGGGUGGAGGAGGAGCAGGAGGAAGGUCUGCAGCAGGCAGAGGAGGUAGCGGCCCUACUGCCGGCACAUCCAAGUAUGGCUAUUCCACACUGGACUCCAUUAGCCAAUACACAAAUUCAACGAAUUUUGUGGGAAAACGCAAGCAGCAUACGGAUGAUGACUAUUUCGAUGAUGACGAUGAGCCAGUACAGCAACAUCCAAGCAGGCAGCCUCAGCAUGAGGAGCUGGCCUAUAUACCAGCGCCUGGAUCACCAGGAUCACCACCAUCUCGGCUAAACCACAAAGACGAUGAUGAUGAUGAUGAUGAUGAUAAUAAUAGGAAUAGGCAUAAUAAUGAUGAUGACGACGAUGACGAGGAUCCGCUAGAACAAUUCAUGGCGGGAAUUCAACAGCAAGUGGAAAAGGAGAAGAAGCAACAGGAGCAACCACAGCAGCUCCAAAAGCAAUCGACCACAAAGCGCACCGACAUUGACGAUGAGGAUGAUGAGGAGAGCUAUUAUCGCUACAUGGAGGCGAAUCCCCUUAAAUCGGCAGCAAACGAUGAUGGCUCCGAUCAGGAAUUGGAAUACGAUGAGGAUGGAAAUCCUAUAGCGCCACCCAAAAAAAAGGAUAUCGAUCCAUUGCCCAUGAUAUAUCACUCGGAAAUCGAAUAUGAACCAUUUGAGAAAAACUUCUAUGUGGAGCAUGAAGAGAUCUCUGCUCUUAGCGACGAGCAGGUGAGGGAUUUAAGGAACACGCUGGGAGUCAAAGUAUCCGGACCGUCGCCCCCCAAACCGGUGACCUCGUUUGGCCAUUUCGGUUUCGAUGAUCAGCUGAUCAAGGCGGUGCGCAAAGCAGAAUACACUCAACCCACCUCCAUUCAAGCGCAGGCCGUGCCCUGCGCUUUGGCCGGCAGAGAUAUCAUUGGAAUAGCCAAGACGGGAUCAGGCAAAACGGCAGCCUUUAUCUGGCCACUGUUAAUGCAUCUGAUGGAUCAGCGAGAGCUGAAAGCAGGCGAAGGACCUAUCGGCCUGAUCCUAGCACCCACGCGCGAGCUUUCCCUACAAAUCUACAACGAGGCGAAACGUUUUGGAAAGGUCUAUAAUCUUCGGGUGGUUUGCUGUUACGGCGGCGGAUCCAAAUGGGAGCAGAGCAAGGCUCUGGAGCAGGGCGCUGAGAUCAUAGUGGCCACACCGGGUCGGAUGAUCGAUAUGGUCAAGAUGAAGGCUACAAAUUUGAGACGAGUUACUUUCCUAGUCCUGGACGAGGCGGAUCGAAUGUUUCACAUGGGUUUCGAGCCCCAAGUGCGUUCCAUUUGCCAGCAUGUUCGGCCGGAUCGUCAAACGCUGCUUUUUUCGGCCACCUUUAAGCGGCGCAUUGAACGCCUGGCUCGUGACGUACUAACCGAUCCCAUACGAAUCGUUCAGGGUGAACUCAACGAGGCCAAUCAAGAUGUUACUCAAGCGGUUUAUGUUCUUCCCAAUCCCCAGCAGAAAUGGAACUGGCUACUCUGUCAUUUGGUUAAAUUCCUCGCGGAGGGCAGUUGCCUCAUUUUUGUGACCAAGAAAGCCGAUGCCGAAACAGUGGCCCAUCAGCUGUUGGUUAAGGAAUUCAAUUGCCUCCUGCUGCACGGUGACAUGGAUCAGGCGGAUAGGAAUAAGGUGAUUAUGCAAUUCAAACGAAAAGAAUGCGACAUUUUAAUAGCCACCGAUGUGGCUGCCAGAGGAUUGGAUAUACCACAUAUACGAAACGUGGUCAAUUAUGAUAUAGCCCGAGACAUUGAUACCCACACUCAUCGCAUUGGACGCACGGGUCGUGCUGGUGAGAAGGGCAAUGCUCAUACAUUGGUAACUGAGAAGGAUAAGGAAUUCGCCGGUCACUUGGUACGCAAUCUCGAGGGAGCGGAUCAGCCAGUGCCCAGCGAUUUACUCGAAUUGGCAAUGAAAUCCUCAUGGUUUAGGAGUUCACGCUUUAAACAGGGUAAGGGCAAAAAAGUAACGCCAACUCACGUGGGCUUGGGUUAUCGGGAGCGUGGUGGAGGCAAUCCUUCCAAUCCAUUCGCCUCUGCCCCCCCAUCAUCGUCGUCAUCAUCAUCAUUAUCAGCAUCGUCAUCAUCAUUGGGCACGACCUCACCUUCCUCUUCGGGUGCUAUCAGCAAAUCAGGUGGACCAGCUACAGAUCGAUAUUCCGCAAUGCGGGAAGCCUUCCGUUCCCAAUAUACCAACCAGUUUCGUGCCUCCAGCGAUCGGACUUGGGAGCAAACUUUGCCAGAAACGGGGGCCUUUGUUGCUCCUCUGCCCCCACCGCCGCCACCAUCAUCGUUAUCAUCAUCGUCACCUCCGUCGGCUGGAAAUCAGUGCUCAUCGUCAUCAACAUCUUCGCAGGAUUCAAAGCGUGCCAAGAAAAGUCGUUGGAAUUAAAUUUCAUUAAACUAACUCCGAACUAAACAUUUUUCAAUUUAUUUUUUCCACUCUGUAUUCAAUUUUAAAAUCAAUUUUAAGUCUACAAGAAAUACCUAUACUUUCGCAAUAA
Molecule: messenger RNA, 2753 nt
Organism: Drosophila willistoni
Lineage: Eukaryota; Metazoa; Arthropoda; Insecta; Diptera; Drosophilidae
Product: ATP-dependent RNA helicase DDX42
Exons: 2
Coding region: 122-2641 (839 amino acids)
Cellular component (GO): nucleus
Molecular function (GO): RNA helicase activity; nucleic acid binding; ATP binding
Source: RefSeq, a predicted model, not a curated record